UGUUCGGCGGGGUGGAUCCAGCUGUCUAGUUGGGUCUCUAGAGCUGGGAACCUCGGAAAAUAUACAUUGUUGCAAUAGUAACAGGAAGCGAGGCAGGGGUACGGGAGUUUUCUUUGGACCGAGUUUUGAGUCGUGUGGUGGCCCGGAAUGGACAAGCUAAAGAAGGUGCUGAGCGGCCAGGACACGGAGGAUCGGGGAGGACUGGCCGAGGUUAUUGAAACACCAUCGUUAAGCUGGGGCACAAGAAUCAAAGGCUUUGCUGCUUGUUUUGCCAUAGGGAUUAUCUUCUCACUGAUGGGGACUUUUCUGCUGUGGGUACCUAAGAGAGGACUAGUUCUUUUUGCAGCAUUUUAUACCUUGGGGAACAUUGCAUCACUUGGGAGUACUAUCUUUCUCAUGGGACCAAUGAAGCAAUUGAAGCGCAUGUUUGAGCCUACACGACUAAUUGCAACCAUUGUGAUGUUGAUGCUGUUUCCUCUACUUUUGGUGCCUACUUCUCAUCUAUCUGGCUAUUCCUUCAUUCCAGGCUCAGCGCAAGUACCACUUCUACUCCGAAGCCUCCCCUCACUAUUCCAACCUACCUAGAAUCCAAGGAUUUAUACAGAGAAGAGACUGUCGACCAUCUAGCCCAAUCACUUUACGUUAUUCCCUCCUUUGAACUCCUGUGAUGCUUCUUGUCGGUACCAUGUAACUCUAGGCCUUGGUUUCCUCAUCUGUAACAUAAAGGGGUUGGGCUAGAUGGCCUCUGAAGUCCUUCUCAGAUUUAAAUCUGUGAUACUAAGAGCUUGGGCUUUAUUGAACUUUCUUAUUCUCACGUUAUGUAUAAUGAAGGAUAUGACUGCAUCUAUAUUUGCUGUAUCAUUUAGCAUACUAUAAGGCAUGUGCUAUGGAGCAAUACACCUGUCAUUUGCUUAAGAUCCCAGGAGGGAGGGGAUGUGGAUGGCUGAAUUCAUAAGUAUCAGGUCUUCUCGGUCAUUCUUUGUCUGACCCAGACAAGUCUCCUUUGAAGAUGGCUUUCAGAGGCCUGUGGAAACCAUUUGGUGGCAAACUGAGACCCCUCUACCUCUUUAAGGUGUGACAAGUCUGAUGUCAACAUGUAUUCUCUCAAGACUUGAUUGCUU
Molecule: messenger RNA, 1121 nt
Organism: Trichosurus vulpecula (common brushtail)
Lineage: Eukaryota; Metazoa; Chordata; Mammalia; Diprotodontia; Phalangeridae
Gene: SFT2D2
Product: SFT2 domain containing 2
Exons: 5
Coding region: 148-585 (145 amino acids)
Biological process (GO): vesicle-mediated transport
Cellular component (GO): membrane
Source: RefSeq, a predicted model, not a curated record